AGCCAGGCCAGACCACCGGCCUCCAGCUGGGGCCAGAGCCAGGGUUCAGAGGUGCGGCCCCCCACGCCCCUUCGGGGUGCGGGGCGCGGCCUCAGCGUCCCGGGGACCCAGGAAUGCCCCCCCGCCAGCCGGCCCGGCGGCCGGGGGGAGGGCCCAGCCGGGAGUUUGGCAAACUCCUCCCCGCGUUGAGUCAUUCGCCUCUGGGAGGUUUAGGAAGCGGCUCCGGGUCGGUGGCCCCAGGACAGGGAAGAGCGGGCACUAUGGGGAGCUGGACGCCACGGUCGCCUCGAUCUCCUCUCCACGCGGUGCUGCUGCGCUGGGGGCCCCGACGCCUACCGCCGCUGCUGCCUCUGCUGCUGCUACUGUGGCCGCCACCACUCCAGGUUGGGGGCUUCAACCUAGACGCGGAGGCCCCGGCGGUGCUCUCCGGGCCCCCCGGCUCCCUUUUUGGCUUCUCCGUGGAGUUUUACCGGCCGGGAAGGGACGGAGUCAGUGUGCUGGUUGGGGCACCCAAGGCUAACACUAGCCAGCCAGGUGUACUGCAAGGUGGUGCUGUCUAUGUGUGUCCCUGGGGCACCAGUCCUAUCCAGUGCACCACCAUUCAAUUUGACAGCAAAGGCUCCCGGAUUCUGGAGUCCUCACUGUACAGUGCCAAGGGAGAGGAGCCUGUGGAGUACAAGUCCUUGCAAUGGUUCGGAGCAACAGUUCGGGCCCACGGCUCCUCCAUCUUGGCAUGUGCUCCACUGUAUAGCUGGCGCACAGAAAAGGACCCACAGAAUGACCCAGUGGGCACCUGCUACCUCUCCACAGAAAACUUCACCCGGAUUCUGGAGUAUGCACCUUGCCGCUCAGAUUUUGGCAGUGCAGCAGGGCAGGGUUACUGCCAAGGGGGCUUCAGUGCUGAGUUCACCAAGACUGGCCGUGUGGUCCUGGGUGGACCUGGAAGCUACUUCUGGCAAGGUCAGAUCCUGUCUGCCACUCAAGAGCAGAUCUCGGAGUCCUAUUACCCAGAGUACCUCAUCAACCCUGUUCAGGGGCAGCUGCAGACCCGCCAGGCCAGCUCCGUCUAUGAUGACAGCUACUUGGGAUACUCUGUGGCUGUGGGUGAAUUCAGUGGUGAUGACACAGAAGACUUUGUUGCUGGCGUGCCCAAGGGGAACCUCACCUAUGGCUAUGUCACCGUCCUUAAUGGCUCAGACAUCCACUCCCUCUACAACGUCUCAGGAGAACAGAUGGCCUCCUACUUCGGCUAUGCCGUGGCUGCCACUGAUACCAACGGAGAUGGGCUAGAUGACCUACUGGUAGGGGCACCCCUGCUCAUGGAGCGGACAGCUGAUGGGAGACCUCAGGAGGUGGGCAGGGUCUACAUCUACCUGCAGCGCCCAGCGGGCAUAGAUCCCACACCCACCCUCACCCUCACUGGGCAAGAUGAGUUCAGCCGAUUCGGCAGUUCCUUGACACCCUUGGGGGACCUGGACCAAGACGGCUACAAUGAUGUCGCCAUUGGGGCUCCAUUUGGUGGGGAGGCCCAGCAGGGAGUCGUAUUUAUAUUCCCGGGAGGCCCAGGAGGACUGAGCACUAAACCUUCCCAGGUUUUGCAGCCUCUGUGGGCAGCUGGUCGUACCCCAGACUUCUUUGGCUCUGCCCUUCGAGGAGGACGAGAUCUGGAUGGCAAUGGAUACCCUGAUCUAAUCGUUGGAUCCUUUGGUGUGGACAAGGCUCUGGUGUACAGGGGGCGGCCCAUCAUAUCUGCCAGCGCAUCUCUCACCAUCUUCCCCUCCAUGUUCAACCCAGAGGAGCGCAGCUGCAGCCUGGAAGGGAACCCUGUGUCCUGCAUCAACCUUAGCUUCUGCCUCAAUGCCUCUGGAAAACAUGUCCCCAACUCUAUAGGCUUCGAGGUGGAACUCCAACUGGACUGGCAGAAGCAGAAGGGAGGGGUCCGGCGAGCACUGUUCCUGACUUCCAAGCAGGCCACCCUUACCCAGACCCUGCUUAUCCAGAAUGGGGCUCGAGAGGACUGCAGGGAGAUGAAGAUCUACCUCAGGAAUGAAUCAGAAUUCAGAGACAAACUCUCCCCAAUUCACAUUGCCCUCAACUUCUCCUUGGACCCCAAAGCUCCCAUGGACAGCCAUGGCCUCCGGCCAGUUCUACACUACCAAAGCAAGAGCAGGAUAGAGGACAAGGCCCAGAUCUUGCUGGACUGUGGUGAAGACAAUAUCUGUGUGCCUGACCUGCAGCUGGAUGUGUAUGGGGAGAAGAAACAUGUGUACCUGGGUGACAAGAACGCACUGAACCUGACAUUCCAUGCCCAAAAUCUGGGCGAGGGCGGUGCCUAUGAAGCCGAGCUUCGGGUCACCGCCCCUCUAGAGGCUGAGUACUCAGGACUUGUCAGACACCCAGGGAACUUCUCCAGCCUGAGCUGUGACUACUUUGCUGUGAACCAGAGCCGCCAGCUGGUGUGUGACCUGGGCAACCCCAUGAAGGCAGGCACCAGUCUCUGGGGUGGCCUUCGGUUCACUGUUCCUCAUCUUCAAGACACAAAGAAAACCAUCCAGUUUGACUUUCAGAUCCUCAGCAAGAACCUGAACAACUCGCAAAGCAACGUGGUCUCCUUCCCACUCUCGGUGGAGGCUCAAGCCCAGGUCUCCCUUAAUGGUGUCUCCAAGCCUGAAGCUGUGAUUUUCCCAGUCAGCGACUGGAAUCCUCAAGACCAGCCUCAGAAGGAGGAAGACUUGGGCCCAGCUGUCCACCAUGUCUAUGAGCUCAUCAACCAGGGGCCCAGCUCCAUCAGCCAGGGUGUGCUGGAGCUCAGCUGUCCACAGGCUCUGGAAGGCCAACAACUCCUCUAUGUGACCAAGGUGACAGGACUCAGCAACUGCACCUCCAACUACACCCCCAACUCACAGGGCCUGGAGUUGGAUCCAGAGACCUCUCCACACCACCUGCAGAAACGAGAGGCUCCAGGGAGGAGUUCUACCGCCUCAGGAACACAAGUUCUGAAAUGCCCUGAAGCCAAGUGUUUCAGGCUGCGCUGUGAGUUUGGGCCACUGCACCGCCAAGAGAGCCGUAGUCUGCAGCUGCAUUUCCGAGUCUGGGCCAAGACCUUCUUGCAGCGGGAAUACCAGCCAUUUAGCCUUCAGUGUGAGGCUGUAUAUGAAGCUCUGAAGAUGCCCUACCAGAUCCUGCCUCGGCAGCUUCCCCAAAAGAAACUUCAGGUGGCCACAGCCGUGCAGUGGACCAAGGCAGAAGGCAGCAAUGGUGUCCCGUUGUGGAUCAUCAUCCUAGCCAUUCUUUUUGGCCUCCUGCUCCUAGGUCUGCUCAUCUACGUCCUCUACAAGCUCGGCUUCUUCAAACGUUCCCUCCCCUACGGCACAGCCAUGGAAAAAGCUCAGCUCAAGCCUCCAGCCACCUCAGAUGCCUGAGCCCUCCUGAUCUCAGACUCCUGAUCCCGAAGAGCCAGUCCACUACCUUCCGACAGGGAGGGACUAGGCACUUCCUGAAGGUGCUGAGGGCUGGGGAGAAGCUCUUCUUCCUAGCCCAGAGACAUACUUGAAGGGCCAGAGCUGGGGGGCAAGAAGCUUGUGGAUCCUUCCCCCCAUGCACUGUGAAGGACCCUCGUUUACACAUGCCCUCUCGUGGAUGGGGGCCUCAGGUCCAGGAACAGAAGCUCCAGCCUUCCUUCAGCCUUUGCAUUUUGGAGACUUUUCUGAAAUCAACUUGGAGCCAUAAUUAGGGAAUCCAGUUGUGGUUCUCUGGGCCGGGCAUGCCAACAGGACUUCCCAUCUGACUCCGGCCUGCAAAGAUGCAUCUUUGGUCUUGCCAGAGAACCAAAGGAAGCCUGCAGCUAAGAGCCUGAGACUUGGGGAGUGAGACCUGGCAACUCUAACAGCCCCCAUCCUGGAAGGCCAAUGAAGAACACUAACCGUGGAUGGUGCUGCAGGACCAGCUCAGGACAAAUCCCAAACAAAGGUCGAUGCUGGCCCAGACCCAGAUCCACGGAAGUCAGAAAGAGAAUGGAGCCAGACCCAGUCUGGGGCCUGGGGUUGAUCUGGAGCCCAGUCUCGGAUUCUAAGAACCUAUGCUAGCAGACCCAGGAUGGCAUUUGGGUCAGCUGCAGACCUGGGCUUAAGAAACCUAUUUAUCCCUGACUUAGGACAAGUCAGGAAUUGCCCAAGACCCUAACCAGGCCACAUUGGCAAACAGACCUGGAACCUCAGCCUGGCCAGACAGGCUCACUCAUUCCCCAGAGAGAACGGGAAGCCCCAGGCCUGUAUGACCUGGGUUCUGCCCACCAGCUGCACUGACGCUGCCCCUCUCUCCCUAGCCAACCCUCCCCUCUCCUCCAGAACCCACCCCAACUUAUUUAAACUCUGUUGCAAGUGCAAUAAACCCCACCCACUGCCCCCACUGACCAAA
This is a messenger RNA of Mus caroli (Ryukyu mouse), 4416 nucleotides long. RefSeq names its product integrin subunit alpha 5 (gene Itga5). Gene Ontology annotation, biological process: cell-matrix adhesion; integrin-mediated signaling pathway; cell-cell adhesion. Gene Ontology annotation, cellular component: integrin complex; external side of plasma membrane. Gene Ontology annotation, molecular function: integrin binding. Lineage: Eukaryota; Metazoa; Chordata; Mammalia; Rodentia; Muridae. The record is from RefSeq and is a predicted model, not a curated record.